This is a messenger RNA of Conger conger (European conger), 2310 nucleotides long. Its product is annotated as tRNA (32-2'-O)-methyltransferase regulator THADA-like. Gene Ontology annotation, cellular component: cytosol. The transcript is spliced from 8 exons. Gene Ontology annotation, biological process: tRNA methylation. The annotation marks the transcript as partial. The record is from RefSeq and is a predicted model, not a curated record. Lineage: Eukaryota; Metazoa; Chordata; Actinopteri; Anguilliformes; Congridae.
GAAGAACCCGUGCCUGGUCACGCGGGCGGCGGUCCUGGACCUGGUGAUGUGCGUGAGCGGGUCAGCGCUGGACUCUGACGAUCCCGAGCUGUCAGCCCUCUGUGACGACACGCUGAGAAUCCUGAGUGACUCUGAGCUCCUGGCCCCUGGAGGGCCCGGGGCCGUGACGGGACCAGGGGCCACACAGUACCUCCAGAGCCUGGGCAGGCUGGGGGCCAGUGUCUGCGUGGAGCACCCGGAGCUGUGGGGGGCCGGCUCGCGAGGACCCCAGAUCCUGGGCCGUCUACUGCAGUGCCCGCAGUACGAGGUCAGGCGAUUGGCCCUGGAGGCGGUCCUGAGCAGGCUGGAGGGGGCCGGGGCCACACCGCCAGACCUCGGCCCCGCCCACCACACCUUCACCAGCAUGGCCCUCCAUGAGACACACCCCCCGUGUCUGACCAAGGUGCUGCAGGUCCUGUCUCUCCUCCCCUGGUCCUCUGUCCUGCCCUGGAGGGACGGGACCAGGGCUCUGACCAAUGAGGAGGCUCUGACCUGGCUGAUGACCUUGACCGAGGCCUCCGUUCACAGCGUGGAGCUCCACUGUGCUGCCCUCGCCCUGGUCUCUCGGCUCAUGGUCCACCUGGCAGAGACGGCCCCCCAGAGUGCGGGCGUGGCUGCAGUGUCUGUGCUGCACCGCUGGGGGGCGCUGGUGAGCGGGAGCUGCAGUGAGGAGCAGCCGGACGAGGUGAAGCUGACCGCCGCGGAGGUCCUGGUGAAGGCCACGCCCACCCUGCUGGCCAGCCCCGCCCUGCCCCUGGGUCUGAGUGACACGCUGGCUCUGUGGAGGAGUCUCUUCACGCUGCUGCAGGAUGAGGACCCUGACGUGAGAGACAGAGCGUCUGACUUUACCACCACUGUCAAGGGAGAGCUGCUCCACCCCAAACACACAGAUGUGGCCCCUGCCGCCCUAUGCCCCCCUGUGGCCCUGGAGCUGGGGGUAGGGCUCCUGUGCCAGCUGCUCCAGGUGUGGGGGCAGGUGCCCGCGGGCGUCCUGGUGCUGACCGAGUGGUUGCUAGGCGACGCCGAGCCGGAGACGGGCAGGGAGGACACGCCCCCCCUGGACGAGUGUGAGGAGGACUUCCUGUUUGAGAAGGGCGAGCUGAACCUGUGGGCGGAGCCUCUGCAGUGGGCACGGCUGCUGCACAGACACGUCUCCGCCCUCCUGCGCGUGCCGGGCGGGGCCGCGGGCGGGGCCGUGGGCGGGGCCCGGGCGGAGCUGGACAGACUCGGGGGUCUGGCGGGGGACCGCGCCCGCUCCUCCAGGGAGGGGCUCCACGCCCUGCCUCCCCUGCCCCAGUUCUCCUGCACCGCCGACCACGCCCGCCUGGAGGUGCAGAGGGAGAGGGCCGCGCUGGCCCUGGGGGUCCUGGAGUCCCUGAACCGAGACGCCCCGUCCCACUAGGACCCCCAGAAUCCCCCCUGUGCGCCACGCCCAUCCCCCAGGCUCACUACAGCCCCCACACCCCCAGAGACGGUCAGAGUAAGUGCCUGGAAGAGAGAUCACGUUGGGAUGGUGUUGGGGACCCUGUCUGUUGACGUGGUGAUAUUCACUGUGACGCUGAUAGAACAACCCAGAUCCUUUCUGCUCUAGUUCUGUCUUUACAGGGGGUGUGUCCUCCCUCUGCCAGAGCUUACAGUCAGUCAGGGGUUUACCGUCAUGUACACACACACACACACACACACACACACUCACACACACACACACUCACACACACACACACACACACACACACUCACACACACACACACACACACACACACUCACACACACACACACACACACACACACUCACACAUACUCUCACUCACACACACGCACGCACACACACACACACACGUACGCACAAACACACACACACACACACAAACAUAGACACACACGCGCAUGCACAAACGCAUGCGCACACAUACACUCACACAGAAACCUGGACACACAUAACAGAAACAGAUUCACACACAUACAUACUUUUUAACCUCAGGUUAAACCGGGAAGAUGCUCAUAGUACAUUUUAACUGUUAAAUAUUACUUUGUUUCACACCCAGUUGACCUGGGGGAUGAAUAUAAUUCUGUUGUACUGUGUACUGUGCUUUUAAAUAGAGCCUUGCAUGCCGUUGUUUUAGUUGAAUAGCAUUCAUUUUAAAAGGACAUUGAGUUUGAGUGGAGCAGAGUGAAACAUUAUGUUGAAAAUGCAUACACGCAAGGUCCCAGUGUUUUUUUUGUUUGUUUUUUUUCUGCAUAAUAAAAAAUAAUCCGAUUAUAUCAAUAUUUUA